Messenger RNA from Carica papaya (papaya), 767 nucleotides. Lineage: Eukaryota; Viridiplantae; Streptophyta; Magnoliopsida; Brassicales; Caricaceae. The record is from RefSeq and is a predicted model, not a curated record.
CUACAAAAUUGAAGCACUUUUCUGAUUUCAAACUUGGGAUUUCCAUUCCUGUUCGAGGAGAGACUAGCGAACUGCUUAACGUAGAUGGAGAAAAGAAUGAUUAUGAUUGGUUAUUAACUCCCCCCGACACCCCUCUUUUUCCUUCACUGGACGAUGAACCGCCAACAGUUACUACUGCACGCAGGGGCAGACCUAGGAGUCAGCCCAUUUCCAUAUCAAGAUCAUCAACGAUGGAGAAGAGUUACAGAAGUAGCAGGGGCAGCGCCAGUCCAAAUCGCUUGAGCCCAUCACCCAGGUCUACUAGCGGUACAUUUCAAUCAAGGGGAAGGCCCUCUUCUGCCCCUCAGUCUAGUCCAACCCCUAGUGUACGUGCUGCUACACCAACGCGAAGGCCAUCUCCUCCUCCAAAUAAACCUUCUACGCCUGCUCCUGGAUAUCUGACUCCAACUCCCCGGAGGGCGAGUACAGGCUCAAGCACGGCAGCUUCCACUGGGGUAAGGGGAAGUUCUCCUAUCCGUACAAGUCGUGGGAAUUCUGCUUCACCAAAAAUCAGUGCAUGGCGGUCAAACAUUCCUGGUUUCUCUUUAGAUGCACCACCCAAUCUUCGAACUUCUCUGACAGAUCGACCAGCAUCAUAUGUGAGGGGUUCCUCACCAGCAUCCAGAAAUGGUAAAGAUUCAGCUAUAAAAUAUGGUAGGCAUUCUAUGUCUCCCACUGCUUCUCGAAGUGUCAGUUCAUCUCAGAGUCAUGAUCGAGAUCGAUUUAGC